Messenger RNA from Mytilinidion resinicola, 909 nucleotides. Its product is annotated as vacuolar protein sorting-associated protein 28. Gene Ontology annotation, cellular component: ESCRT I complex. The coding region runs from base 4 to 699 and encodes 231 amino acids. The record is from RefSeq and is a predicted model, not a curated record. NCBI's taxonomy places the organism in Eukaryota, Fungi, Ascomycota, Dothideomycetes, Mytilinidiales, Mytilinidiaceae. Gene Ontology annotation, biological process: protein transport to vacuole involved in ubiquitin-dependent protein catabolic process via the multivesicular body sorting pathway. Gene Ontology annotation, molecular function: protein-containing complex binding. The transcript is spliced from 3 exons.
GCCAUGUAUUCGCAGCGACAGCACGCAUAUGCGCCCACCCCAUAUGUCCCUCGAGCCAAUUUAUCGGCUAACAUCAAUCUCGAUGAAGAAGUCAAGCUCUCUGCCACGAGCGCAGAACGCGACCUCUACGACUCCCUCGCCGAGAUAUACAGCAUUAUAAUUACCCUCGAUGCCCUCGAGAAAGCCUACCUCAAAGACUCGAUACCUGAGAGCGAAUACACCGAAACAUGUAGUCGACUCUUGAAGCAAUAUAAGUCUAGUUUAGCAGACGAAAGCGUAGCCGCUGCAUUUGGGCAUCUUGAGAACUUCAAACGGGAGUGGGACAUUGAAGCACCCCGCGCCACUGAACGCAUACGCAUUGGCCUUCCUGAGACUACUAGCAGACAAGUCGACCCAAAUGCCUCCGCCGACGUGACUCUCGUCGUGAAUGCUACCGAGAACUUUAUUACCCUUCUCGACGCUAUCAAAAUGGGGCUAGCCGGGAAGGACACGCUGCACCCGCUGCUAGUAGACAUCAUCCAGUCGGUGAACAAGGUCACAGAUAAAGAUUUCGAUAACAAGGGAAAGAUUAUACAGUGGCUCAUCACACUGAAUCAGAUGCGUAUAGCGCAGAAGUUGGAUGAAGAUCAACUGCGGGAGUUCCAGUUUGAGAUGGAUCAAGCGUAUUAUGGGUUCAAGCAGAUUUUGAAGGGGGAUUGAGGGGUAUAUGCGUAUGCCUCAAGAUUUAAAGAUACCGCAAUGGAGCUAGAUGCCUUGUUACGGCCCAUCAAGAGCAGGAAGCUCCAAGCCAGACGAUUCGCCAACCCGGACAAAGUCGCAAACACACGGCCUCACGGUCGCUUCUAGCGCCACGCAUGGUCAAUGUCUAGAAGCAUUGCUCUCGGCUGUGCGCCGCAAUCACGACGUCUG